AGGAUUCGGCCAGUUCCCCCGAGGCGCUGUCCGGCCGUGCUUGUGUGCACCUGCCUUCAGCCGUGUCGUACAUCUGUGUGUGUGUGUGUGAUGUGGAGCGCGGCGGUGGCGGCGCUGGCGCUGCUGGCGGCGCGCUGCGGCGCCGGGAACAUCACCGUCAUCUCGCAGCAGUUAACGUUCGACGACACUCAUGAGCUGGUAGUGAACUCGUCCGUCGAAUUCAUACUUUCGUUCGCUCCGAACCCGGCGCAGGGCCACCUGCCCAUCCGCGUGUGGGCGCAGACGCAGGGCGGCGACACCGCGCGCCCGCUGCUGCUCACCGCGCGCCGCACCGUCGGCGCGUGGACGUGGCAGCUGCCGUACCGCUCGGGGCCGGCGCUGCUGCACGAGCUGCAGCGCACGCUGUGCCCCGACGACAGCGUCGACGUCGAGAGCCUCGGCGACGACUGCGAGGCGGAGGCGGGCGCGGCGGGCGUGGGCGCGCUGACGCUGCACGUGAGCUCGUCGUGCGCCGCGGCAGCGCGCGUGCGCCUGCGCGCCGCCUUCGUGCGCGACUGGCGCCUGCCCUUCCAGUCGUCCACGCCCGUGCAGCUGGCGCAGGGCGCGCCCAGCGUGCACGCCUACCGCUUCCCGCGCGACCAGGACCACGUGCGCCUCGUGGUCGACUCCGCCGACGACGUGUGCGCCACCGUCGCCGUGCAGGACUACUCCUGCCCGAUAGCGGAGACGUUGGAGGACAUAGAGAUCUCGUCGCUGCGCAUGACGGUCACGCGCUCCGGCGGCAUGCAGCUGUCGCGGCAGCGGUACCCGCGCGGGUUCUACGUGGUGGCGGUGGUGCACGCGAGCGACGCGGCGUGCCGGCCCGCGGCCGAGGACGACGACCCCGACUGGCUGUGGGGCGCGGCGCUGGCGGGCGAGGGCGACGCGCCGCCGCCGCACGCGCUGCCGCGCACCAAGGCGCUCACGCUGCACAUGCGCGCGGCGCUGACGCGCGCGCAGUACGCGGCGGGCGCGGGCGCCGCGCUGGCGCUGCUGGCGCUGCUGUACGCCGGCGUGGGCGCGCUGGUGCUGGCGCAGCGCCUGCCGCGCCUGCGCGCGCUCGUCGCGCCGCGCGCCGUGCUCGCCGACAAGCCUGAUGAAGCGACAAGAUCUGAAAUAGACAGCGCGAUGUCCAUGUCGCCGGGGCGCCGCCGCCGCCGCGACUCCACGGCCACGUUCGACAGCAGCGACAACAGCGACACCGACGAGGAGGAGGAGACCGGUACCGCCACCACCGACGUCACCGGCACGCGCUCGCCCACCGCCGCUGCCGUCACUACCGCCGCUGACGUCACCACUGCAGCUGACGUCACCACUACAGCAGACGUCACCAACGCCGCUGACGUCACCACUACAGCUAACGUCACGAACCCCGCUGACGUGACUAGCACAGCUGAGGCAGUUGAUGUCCACGCCGCCGGUAACGGCGUGACGGCGACUGCGGCGCCGCCGCCGCAGUACGCUGACGGCAGUGAGGCGGGCCCGCGCACCGUCUAUGUCAUAGAGUCCGACCGAGCUCAGCCGACUGACAGCACGUCGCGGCCGUUCGGGCUGCCACCGCGGCUGAACGUGGCGGCGCUGACGCGGCGGCGCGGGCGCGUGCUGGCGGCGCGCUCGGACCGCUACCUGUACACGCUGUACACCGUAGGGCUGUUCUACGCGCUGCCCGUGCUGCAGUUCGUGGCCGCCUUCCAGGUGGUGCUCAACGUGACGGGCUCGCUGGACGUGUGCUACUACAACUUCCUGUGCGCGCACCCGCUGGGCGGGCUGUCGGACUUCAACCACGUGUUCUCCAACGUGGGCUACCUGGCGCUGGGCGCGCUGUUCAUGCUGCAGGUGCGGCGCCGCAAGCUGCGCCGCCGCCGCAAGCCGCGCCACGAGGAGUACGGCAUCCCGGCGCACUACGGGCUGCUGUCGUCGCUGGGCGCCGCCAUGAUGAUGGUGGCGCUGCUGUCCGCCAGCUACCACGUCUGUCCCAACGCGCUCAACUUCCAGUUCGACACGGCGUUCAUGUACGUGCUGGCGGUGCUGAGCAUGGUGAAGAUCUACCAGGCGCGCCACGCUGACGUCAACGCGCGCGCCCACGCCACCUUCGGCGUGCUCGCGCUGCUCAUCGCGCUCGGUAACCGCGCCUACUGUCCAGCCUGCCACGCUGAGUGCUGGCGCCAGCACAGACUCGUCAACACGCCACCUUCGGCGUGCUCGCGCUGCUCAUCGCGCUCGUGGUGUGGGGCGUGGUGGGCGGCGGCCCGCUGUUCUGGAGCGUGUUCACCGUGCUGCACGUGUUCACCUUCCUGCUGCUGUCGCUGCGCAUCUACUACGUCGGACAGUUCCGCCUCGAGAAGCAGAGUGUGCAGGAGGCGGUGGCGGCGCUGCCGUCGCGCGGGCUGCGGCCGCUGUACGCGCCGCGCCUCGUCAUGCUGCUCAUCGCCAACGCCGUCAACUGGGGCUUCGCACUCUACGGAGACGUGGUGGCGCGCGCAGACUGUUCACGCAGAGCGCGGACUUCGCGGGGCACCUGCUGUCGGUGCUGCUGUGCAACACGCUGCUCUACAUGGUGUUCUACCUGAGCAUGAAGCUGCUGCACGGCGAGCGCCCGCGCUGGUACGCCUGGCUGUUCCUGGCCGCCGGCGCCGCCACCUGGAUGCCCGCGCUCUACUUCUUCGUGUCCGGCAGUUCCGACUGGUCGGCGACGCCGGCGCAGUCGCGCGAGCGCAACCACGAGUGCCGCGUGCUGCAAUUCUACGACUCGCACGACCUGUGGCAUCUGCUGUCGGCGCUGGCGCUCUACUUCACGUUCAACGCGCUGCUCACGUGGGACGACGGGCUCGCCGCCGUCAAGCGCACCGACAUCGCUGUAUUCUAGACUUUACAAUAAACUAUUCAAACGAAUCGCACCUCUUUUAUUUCGUACUAAAUUUUACCUGCCUCUUCGCGACCAAUAUAUUGUCUUUCUAGUACACGUCAGUAGUCGAUAAUUCAAACCGCUUUUAGGAUUCACUUGUUAUUCAAUUUUCACAUUAUUAACUUAAGCAGAAUUGGGCCCCAGAAAUUCUAAUCGUUGUCGUCGAAAGACGUCAACUGCUGGACAAAGGACCGGUUGGACCGACAGCUGCAUAGUGGAGGACCUUUAUAACGCUACUGACAAUGCCGUAUGCGUAGCGAAAUAUUGGGCCUCCAAAAUUUUAAUUGCCCUCGACUCGCCAAGAAGAAGAAGCUGGACAAAGGCCUUCCCCCAACAUUCGCCACUUUGCUUGGUCUUCAGCGAUUCAUAAGCGGCGACCCGCAUCUAUUGCUUUGCACUGACCUUGGCGAGAUGGUCGAAAUUCGAAUCCUCCAGCAGUCCGAUUCUAGAUAGAAGGCAGAAACGAAACGUAUUCAAAUGUCAGUGACACAGUGACGUCACGUCAGCGAUUGUCGCGUUCUCAUUAUUUUUAUUUCGCAAUUUCGAAAAUAUCUACAUAAAUUUAUUGUUGUACGAGUAAUAAGUGAAAUAUUAAGCACUGGCACACAGCAUCGAAAUGGAUAAUCAGUACUAUUACAAAUUAAUGGCUAAUUAUCUUUCAAAACGGAACUGUGACGAGUCAUUCAUGCGAUAUUUUUUUGGUAAGAAUUCGCUAAAGAAAACUCCAGAAGAGUUAGAACGGGCUGAUGAGAGGAAAAGAAGACUGCAACGUGAACGAUCCCGUCGAUAUAGAGCUCUAAAGAACGCUCGUCGCCAGCACGAGGGCGGCGGGAGCAGCGGCGGCCGGGACAGCGCGGACGGAGACGCGUCGCGCUCCAAGUCUCGCGCCCUGGUCCUCGAGGAGGAGUACAGCGACGGCGACGAGCCGCCCACGCUGUGUGACCUCAGCUACGACGACAAGUGGCGGGAGCGCGCUGCCUCGGACUGCGCUUCCGACGACAACUCGGCGCAGUCGGCGGCCGAGCUCGUGGACGCGGCGCUGGCGCCCCACGCGCCGCUCAGCCUGCGCGAGCUGCUCAGCUCGCCCAACGCCGAGCUCGACUACCCUACAGUGCACAGUCUCAUGUUCCACUGGCUGCAGACGUAACAUUGUGCUGUCCACACCCAUUUUUAUGCAACACCUUUGGCUCCCAUCUACUUGUUAUUCCAAAUUUUACCUUAAAUGAAGUGAACACUGGCUUGACUUAUUAUUAAUCAGCACUGGUACUUGGCUGGCCAGCAUGUAGGCAGAAAUAACAUAAAAUGCAAGAUUAACUUAGAAACAACAGUGAGUGUGGUAGUCUUACAUAUCAACGUGUUGCUGCUUUUAUGAUAAUAAUCAAUCACAUGUGUUGUCAGAACCGUCCUGCUAUGAUUUAUUGAAUAAUUAGAUUAGAUAGUAUUUUAAAAUUGUAUGAAUGUAGAUGUAAUAAUUUGUAAUGGUUCAGGGUGGAUUAGCAAGCUAAGCAAUAGAGGUACAAGUUGGAUUUACACUACACAUUUAUUCAAACUUCCCAAAAAUCAUGUGAUUUGAAGGAUGUUAUUAUUUUGAUAUUUUGUCCUUAUUGUUUAUGGUGAUUUUUUUUCUCUCAAAGAUUACUCAGCCACAUCAACAUUGGUUACAGCAUACAAAGUCAAUGUGAGACAGACAAUAAAUUAGAGAUCAGUAAUGCUCGCAUCCUAUAAAAAAGAAACUGUUUUCUUAUGAUUGGUAGCUCUUCAUUGUUAUUUCUGUGAGGCUUAUGCAAAGCAAUAUUAUUCAUAUACAGAUCAAAUUGAGUCUUUUUUAUAGGAGCCAGGAAUACACUUCAAAAGCUGUGAAUUUUAAUGUUUUGUUGGAGUCUGUUAUCACCACAAAUUACUAAGACCCAGUUGCUCCCUUUUGACUAUAAGAAUAACCAAACUAUAACUAGCCGUAAACUUGCCUUGAAAAUGGUUUGGUUAGUGUUAAAGGGGUUCAACUCGAUGUAAAUGUCUGUUAUGCAAACAGCUCAACAUCUUUAGAAACAUAUAUUUCAGUUAGGGCUGGUUAGCAGGGAUAUGCAGAAAACCAUGUCAUGCCAUUGCACUGAUCAAGUGGUAGUCAGUAGUGCACUCAGCAUGGUGGACGGUCUGUGCUACAGCUGCGCUGUACACAACAGUCACCAGCUACUAGCUCAUAGAGUAUUCCACUAGACAAUAAGUUAUAAUAAGUUGCCAUAUCCUAAUAAUUAGAUACUCAACAAUUAGUUAUUAGUUAUUAUACAUAAUCUUAUCAUAUGAGCAUAGGGAAAGUAUAGAGUAUUAUAUACCUAUAGUUUGUGAUACAAAUGAAUUUACAUUUUGUGUGAAAUCUACAAUGUUAGGUAUAACAGAUAUAGUGUAAGUUAGUGUGUGGAGCGUCGCCCUGAGGACGCUCCCUGCCUGUGCAGCGUGAUGCAGUGCUUAUCAGAUGUACAUUGUAGAUGCGUGACACAUUAUUCUACAUUAAUAAUUAUUGCUAAAAUAACAUUCCUAAAAAAAUCGCCUGCCCUGCAUAAAUAAAUUACAAAGCAUGCCAGUUGACUUUGUUGAACUAGACUGACAUACACCACUUGACUUGAUGUUGAAUGAACUCUUUGAAUUUCUUACUGCUUAUGUUUGUUUGUUUUCCCUCGAUAUGGACCAAAGUGUGGGUUGCCUACCCACACAUUUUUUAGGUACCUAGUUUCUCGUAAAAUGUUUUGUCUUGUAUAGUGUGUACCAGUCAAGCUGUUAAUGAAAAGAGGAUACUCAAUUUCCCACUUAUACAUUUGUACCUAGGUACUUACUUCUUUUUGAAUCAUCGUGAAAACUUGAUGCUUUCCUAAUUUGCAUUUAUGUAACAAUACUCUGAAUGUUAUUUAUUACCUUGCUCUCUUGUUUUUUUUUUUACAUAUUCAUAAAUAUUGUUAGGUAUCUAUAAUCUUAUUACUUUUAACUUCAUGAACAAAUACAUUAUUCACAUAAUUCACAAACAAAAUAUGUAAUAUUAAAGGUAGUAAUUACAUAAAAUGUAAUUUACAUGGUUGUUAAGUUAUAAGCUUGUUCUAAAUGUGGGUACCUCCACGAGAUUAUGAAGUAAUUUAUUCAAUAUUGCAUUAUUGCCAGCUGCUGACAUAGUGCUUGAACUAUACUAUACGAAUUGUAUAAUAAUAUAGACCGGGGGCCCGAUUCUUCUAAUUUUACUUAAGCGACAUACGAUUUACAUUCGAUUGAGAUCCAAUCACGACUCGAUUACGAUUGAAGCGUAUGUGGCAUUCCGCUAUUUUUUCUUUGAAAUAAACGCAAUAAUAAAUCAUUUUGUCUGCAAAUGAUUUACGAUUGCAAUAUGAUUGUAGAGCAAACUACCGUAUAGACCAAAAUAGCAGACCAAUUGCAAACCAAUCGAAUGUCGUUGGAAUAUGAUUGGUAUUAUGUAUCAGUAGCAGAAUGUCCGAUAUGGUUAAAACUGCUAUUGCGAUCAUAUUGCGAUUCAAUUUCUAUUCGAUUUUGACAUUAUUAACUUAGGAGAAUCGGGCCGCGGGAUCCAUACGAAUGUAAUAUAAUGUAGAAGAGAUGAUCUUGAUCAGAACUUUGUUUGCAUUCGCGCAUUUUAUUUCGACUUUGGAUUACGCCUACACAGAUGCAAUCUAGAUAUAUUUACAAGCAAGGUCAUCUCUGAUGGGUCACCAGGUUAUGUCCGUCUAGAACACGCUUUAGGCAAAGACGAAACAAUGUUUGAUUAAUAAGCAAUGACAUUACUUACAAUUUACAUUUUACGUAAUGAACCCGAGUAAUGGUAAUGCCGCUAUGUAAAUCGUUAGGCAGGCACGUUUAGUUUUAAGGAAACUCCAGAAAACAUUUAGGCCAGUGAUAGGUCCUGCGCGGGCAACUGGGUGUCCCUAUCGCUCCUGUUGGUGCUUUCCGUCGCAUGCACGACUCGACUGCCGAAGGAGGGUACACUGUUCUCAUUUUCUUUAUUUUUUUAGUAUUAGUAGAUACUGGCUUUGAUACUAAAACAUGUUGUAAACGGUGCGUAUUCUAAACGAAAUCUAUAUUUUGUUAGAGCAAGAUAUUUUGUUGUUAGGAUUAAGGACAGUGCUAGAUUAGAGUGCCAUUAGUCACGUGGUGCCCGGCGGGCGCACACUGCGCUGCAGGCCUGCGUUGCCUUUGAAGAACAAAAGUUUAAGUAAAAUAUAAAGUAUGCGUAGGUACUGUAAAGUAGUGCCAUAUUAAAGAGCUUCCUGUCUAUUUUUAA
Molecule: messenger RNA, 7220 nt
Organism: Helicoverpa armigera (cotton bollworm)
Lineage: Eukaryota; Metazoa; Arthropoda; Insecta; Lepidoptera; Noctuidae
Gene: Sir-3
Exons: 17
Coding region: 91-2997 (968 amino acids)
Biological process (GO): RNA transport
Cellular component (GO): plasma membrane; lysosome
Molecular function (GO): RNA transmembrane transporter activity; double-stranded RNA binding
Source: RefSeq, a predicted model, not a curated record